This is a messenger RNA of Gamsiella multidivaricata, 653 nucleotides long. RefSeq lists its product as uncharacterized. The transcript is spliced from 2 exons. The coding region runs from base 49 to 558 and encodes 169 amino acids. Lineage: Eukaryota; Fungi; Mortierellomycota; Mortierellomycetes; Mortierellales; Mortierellaceae. The record is from RefSeq and is a predicted model, not a curated record.
GUUGGGAAUGAAAUGUAUUAGCUAUUGUGAGGCCCUCCUGAUUGAACCAUGCAACCUCAGGGCGAAUCUUCACAAAUCACAGAUUUUGAGCAAUCCUCGUCUCAAGCCACGGUGGUUGAGCGGGGAAAGAAGCGAAAGAACUCAGCGGUGGUACAGGAACAGGCUACGGAUGGGUAUGAUGGGCAACAGGGGAAUACGAAGCGAGCUGCAAGGUCACCAAGCAAGAUGUACUCGUCUAAAGCGCAGGCUAUCGAGACCCAGACAACCCAACCGGCGCUUGAGUCUAGAGAACCAAUGGUGGCGGCCUCUUCUGCCAAUCUCACACUCAAUGAGGCGAUCGGGUCCAGUGAAAGUAUGGAUAAGAAGGAAGACGAGGACGACAUUAAUGACUUCGAGAGCUCUACACCCCAACGUAUGUUACGGCCACAAAGAUCUUAUGGUUCAACCAAACGCAGAACCCUGGUUACAAUACCUAUUGGUAACAGCGGUGUCGGUGAAGCAAGUGACAGAGGCAAAGGAAGAGGAAGCGGAAGAAGAACAUCUCGGUCAAAAAUAUAAGGAAGAAAGGCGGCUGGAGACGAUUCGCAUAGGCUAUUCAUUGCGAGCUAUUCCACAGGACCCAAUCCACAUCGGUCUCAUUCACACAUUUGCUG